Messenger RNA from Aspergillus mulundensis, 1146 nucleotides. RefSeq names its product alpha-factor pheromone receptor STE2 (gene preB). The transcript has 2 exons. NCBI's taxonomy places the organism in Eukaryota, Fungi, Ascomycota, Eurotiomycetes, Eurotiales, Aspergillaceae. The coding region runs from base 1 to 1146 and encodes 381 amino acids. The record is from RefSeq and is a predicted model, not a curated record. Gene Ontology annotation, cellular component: G protein-coupled receptor homodimeric complex; membrane. Gene Ontology annotation, biological process: G protein-coupled receptor signaling pathway. Gene Ontology annotation, molecular function: mating-type factor pheromone receptor activity; pheromone binding.
AUGGCUUCAGAUUUCGAUCCCUGGAAUCAGACUGUCACCAUCCGUCUUGGUGACGGGACUCCCGUCGAUGUACCUCUUGAUUUCAUCGACAUGACGCUCCAGUACGCUCUUCGAGCCAACAUGAGCUAUGCCGCGCAGCUGGGAGCAUCUCUUAUACUCUUCGUCAUUCUAGUUCUUCUGACUAGAGCCGAGAAGCGUGACUCCUACGUGUUCUGGCUUAACGGCCUUUCGUUGGUCCUCAACAUUGCCAGAUUGUUUUGUACGAUGCUUUUCUUUACGUCGAACUUUUUCAAUACCUACACACUCGUUUCUGGUGACCUAUCUCGAGUUCACAAGCGCGAAUAUGCAACAUCCGUCUUGGGAGCAGUGUUCAGCGGGCUACUCAUGACAACGGCAGAACUUUCGCUGGUCCUCCAAGUGCAGGUUGUGUGUUCGAAUCUCAGACGCAUCUACCGACGCAGCCUUCUUUGCCUAUCGGUCAUUGUUGCUACCGUAGUCAUGGCCUUUCAAUACUGGCUAAUGGGCAUCAACUGCAAGUUCAUCAUUGAAGGAAGCGACCCAAGGCGCAUCAACUGGCUAGAAAGCACCACCAACAUCAUCUUCACCGCGAGCAUCUGUUUUUUCUGCGCAAUCUUCGUGACCAAAUUAGGGUUUGCCAUACGUCUGCGCCGUACGCUCGGCAAGACUGAUCUCGGGCCUAUGAAAGUCAUCUUCAUCAUGGGUUGCCAGACCAUGGUUAUCCCAGCCAUGCUCUCAAUCACGCAUUACUUCGUCGAAGUCCCAGAGCUCAGUUCUAACGUCGUCACCCUUGUUAUCCUUUCCCUUCCGCUUUCCUCCAUCUGGGCCGGCACGGUCCUUGGCAAACCCAGCACGCCCUCGAACAUUCGCAACUUCUGGCAGAUCCUCUCUUUCUCAGGACAAAGGACCAAGCGCUCUACAUACACUGCCACAACGGCGACCGGAACCACGACAUCUUCCAUUGCAAAGCAGUGCACUCACUGCUACUCCGAGUCGCGGCCGCUGACGGAUAAGGACGGUGUCAGGAACCAGGAGGGCCCCUCGCCGGUCUCUUCGUCGAAGUACGGGAUCGCCGUUGAGCAUGACAUCUCGGUUCAGAGCGCGAGAAGGGACUCUUUUGAGGUUUGA